UGUGUUGGACGUCAUGAGCAUUGCAAUCCCUCUGGGAGUCACCACACCAGAUACAUCCUACUCAGAUAUGGCUGCUGGAUCAGACUAAGAGCAGCUUUAGGAAUUCAGAGUUUGUCGAAAAGUCCAAUCCCUAAAAUAGACUCUCAAUUCUUGAAGAAUUUAAAUGCCAAAUGGCAAUGAAGAAAGGAAGUGGAAGCCCCCUACCUUUCAAGACGAAGUGGCACUACACAAGGAUGUGAAAGUCCAGCGAAAGAGACCCAAGGGGCCUAGGGGGCAGCACACCCCCAGAAGCCAAGUCUUUUCCAGGCAGUACCAGGGAUUAGGGUCUGGGCUGGAAAAAUCCUGGUGUUUUGAAUAUGUUCAGGUCCAGUUCAGACUCUUGAUCCCACAGCCACUUCUUGAGUGAGGUGGGUGUUGCUCUAAUUCCCCUGUUUCUCUUGCCAUUUUCACAGUCCCUGGGGAUUCUUCCCCCUUCAGCAAAGAAAAGCAACUGUACCAGAACUCUGGGUUCAACUGCGUCCCUGAUUGAUAGUGGUUUUCUUCCUUAAAACUGAGAAUAUUAGUAAAGAGCAUGUAUAUUUCUUCAUAAAGCCACCUAGGAUAACUGUUUACUAACUUCCUUGAAGAGGAAGGCUUAAAAUGAAGCUACUCUAAGUAGCAGUGUACUAUAUUCUGGGGUAGUCUAGAGUUUAAAACAGUUUUGGCCUUAUUCCCAUAUAAAAAGGAAGUUGGGAGGGGGGAUUGUGUUUCUUCCAGGGCUUUUUUUCUUUUUCUUUUUUUCCCCUCCCUGUUUUGUUUUUAUAUUUUUGCAUGCCGAAGAGAUUUAGUUAUGCCAAUAGCUGAGGUUUCCAGUUUUAUAACUAUUUCCCAAGUAAAGUACUUAAAUAUUCGUGCAUUAGUAGGUAACUAGUUGUAUAGUGUUAAUAGAUUUUUAUAAAGUUAGCCACUAGCCUCCUAUAUGGAUUGACUAGCAAACUAUAUAGAUAAACAGCAUUAACAUUUGUGAGAAAUUUCAAUAAACAGAUUAAAUCAGUGAGUUUGGGGUAAGUAGAUAAGAAAAAGACUGAAAGCAAUUAUUCUUAAAACUGGUAUGUUUCCCAGAGUAAACAGAUGACUGCCCAUAAAUGUUGCUAGGAAGUCCAGAAGUAAUUGCAGAAAGAAAAAAUACUUCUGGCAUAAAAAUUUGCCUGCAAUGUUUCUAUUUUCUGAGACAUUUCAUUCACAAUCUCUAGGCAGAUUUUUGAUACUGUGGUCAUAACUAAUUACACAGUUAUUUGUUAAUAUUUCUACAAAGCAAGAGAAUGUCAGCAAUUAGCUUAUGUACCAUUCUGUUAAAUUAUUGAUGAUAUAUUUUUAUGCUUCAUCAUGCAUAUUUUACUGUCAUGCAUAUUCCACUAUUCUAGGCACUAGUAUGAAGAGUAAAUCUGGUAUGAAGGGCAAGAUAAUUCAACCCAAAAAAAGACCUAGAUCUAUUUAUUUGUAGGGAAAAACUCUAGAUAGAUAUAACAAUGGAAGCAAAGGUUUUUCUGAUUUUACAAUCUUGCCGUAAAUGAACUUCAGACAUUUCCCAAGAGAUAGCAUUAUAGCAGCAGGUUGCAUAUUGUACUUAGAACACAGUUGAUGGAGUGUAUCUGUUGUAAGCAUGGGUUCUAUGUAUGUGUCCAACUGUCAUAGUUCAAACAUAGGGGAAGAAAGGCUAUAGUUACAUUUGCGUUAAAUGGUUGACUAAUAAAGAGAUGCAAUCCUAGCACUUUUAAGUUUUAGUCUAUUUAAAAUAAACAUAAGAGCUGAUAUAUAUGUCAAGGCAUAUCCUAAGAAAUAUCCUGUAUUUACCUGUCAACAUAUAACUGUAUUGAAUCAGUAAUCAGUAUGGAAAUUGUAAAGUUUCCUCAUCAAAAGAUAUGAGCUUAAAAUUUUAGUAUUUGGCAUGCAUAGCAAUAUAUCAAAUGCUGUGCUUGACUAGAAAGUAUUGUGCAGUGGGAUGGCCUUUUAACCUCCAAAACAUACAUUUUAUUUUUAUUCCCUAGACUUGCACAUGAAUUGCAUAUGUUCAUAUUUACCCAGUUUGGAGAUGGGUAAGAUACAACCAACAUAGCUACAUCUCCAUGGCCAUCUUUUAUUUCAUAUCAUUUUCCUUUUUACCCCUGUCCAAAAAAAAACACACAGCAACAACAAACAAGCCAUUCUUAAUAAACAGCUGUCAUGUUUCACCCUAUGUGUUCAGUGGUACAAAAUCUCUUAUAUAAAAUAUGUACAGCUCUUUGGAAUACUUGUUUACCAAGUAAAUUAACUGUUACUUUCUCUUGACUGUCCAUCAUAGAAACUAAAUUCUACCUUCAUUUUAUUAAUGCUUGUUUGCCUUUGGUUUCAUUCAGGAAACCCCACCUGUUUCCUAAUACCUCAGAAUUGAUUGCCUCUCAGUGAGCCAUGUUCAGAUCAUCUUUUUCUCAAGAAUACUGACCUACAUUCUUGAUGUAUUCCCCACAGUUUCCAUCUUGCAGACACUCCUUUAAAAAUUAAAAGUAAUAAAAUGCAUGCACUUCACUAACAGAGGAUACUUUCCUAUGUCUAAAGUUCUUCUUCACCUAGAAAUUACCUUUGCUGUUAUUAAUAAGAUCCCUUCUCACAGUUUUGGAGCAUAUGACUGGGUGAGUUGGAUAUAUAUAUAUAUCAGAAUUUUUUUUUUUAUCCCUCACUUUUCGGCUGACAUUGUGCCAUGUUGAACCUCACACCUUAUUCCUGCCAAGUAGUACUAUAUAUUGUAUGUUUCAAGCAGGAAAAACAUACAUUACCUGAGGCAAACAGUAUGCAUUGUUCAAUUUCCUAAAAGACCCUUUGAUCUCUAAGGCUGAAUUAUGAGUGGUGUCAUUGGAGUUUCUAAUUUGUAAGUCUGUUCUAGUUAAUUUAAAUGACAGAUAAUCUAUUAUUCAGCCUGUUAUUCAGGUCUGCAGUCAUGCAUUUGCAUUCUUUAAUAUCUUUCAAAAUUCCUCCAAACCUAACCACUUAAAGUUCUUUUUUUACCCUAAAACUUAAAUUUUAUCCUUUGCCACCUGUGCCUUUUUAUUACUAAGUAACGGAUUACAUUGAAUUCCUAAAUUUGAACACAUUUAUAAUUCUUUUAUAUCAAUAAAUUGUGCCUGAACUGUUUAUUUUCCACUCAAGGAGGAUACUAAAGGUACUUAACCAAGCUUCUUACUAAGCCUGGUUACUUAAGAUCUCAUGUAAUUUUCUUUAAAGGUAGAAUCUUAUCCUGGUUUACAAACCAUUUAGGCAGAGUGGAGAGAGCACAGGCUUUGGAGUCAGACAUUGUUUCAAAUCUUGGCUCUCUGUAAACUCACCACCUUAGUUUUACCCUUCUGUAAAUAUGGGGUGAUAUUUACCAUGUUUAGUAGUUGUAAAGUAAAUGAAUUAAUAUAUAUAAAAUACCUAGAAAAUAGUGGGAAAUUCAAAGUGGUAGUCACUACUGCUCUUUGUCAUUAGACUAACAAAACAUUAUUUUAAAGUUCUGUUGUAUUAUGCAGCUGUAAAAUAAUUGUGUCCUUGAUAUGCUUGCAUGUCAUUGGUGGAUGAGAAGUUAUUACUCUAAUAUUUGAAAGGUGUUUGGGGGUUCAUCAAGAUGAGAGGUAUAAAUAUAAGAUGCCAUUGUUUUUACCUGUACUUUCUUCAGGGUAUCCUGUCUUGGUAGUGAAUGGAAGAGGGCCUGGUCCCUGGGGCAGUGCAGAAGGCACUUUCAUCAUCUCACUCACUGCAAAUGUCAUGUGAGGUUUCAUGGAAGUAUUAAGAGAUCCAAUUAAGAAGAAUAGUUCUGAGUCUAAAGCAGCCCAGAGUGGCUUCUCUAGGGGAAACUCCCUGCUCAGCUGCCCUGAAUCUGUGGAGGCUAGUCCAGCAGUUAAUGAGAAGAGCGUGUAUUCCACUCAUAAUUAUGGGACCACUCAGAGGCAUGGGUGUCGAGGACUGCCUUAUGCUGAUCAUAAUUACGGAGCCCCUCCUCCUCCGACACCUCCUGCUUCUCCCCCUGUCCAGACGAUCAUCCCUCGUUCUGACCUGAAUGGCCUGCCGUCGCCCGUAGAGGAACGCUGUGGAGACAGCCCGAACUCUGAAGGAGAGACUGUUCCUACCUGGUGUCCUUGUGGUCUUUCUCAGGAUGGCUUCCUUCUCAACUGUGACAAGUGCAGGGGAAUGAGCAGGGGGAAGGUUAUUAGACUUCAUCGGCGGAAGCAGGACAACAUAUCAGGUGGGGAUAGCAGUGCAACAGAAAGCUGGGAUGAGGAGCUUUCUCCUUCCACUGUGCUGUAUACAGCAACACAGCACACACCUACAAGCAUCACCUUAACUGUUAGAAGAACCAAACCCAAGAAGCGGAAAAAGAGUCCAGAAAAGGGUCGUGCAGCACCAAAGACAAAGAAAAUCAAGGCAUUUCGAGAGGGAUCCCGGAAGUCCUUGCGGAUGAAGAAUUCUCCUUCUGAAGCACAGAAUUUAGAUGAGAAUACAACUGAGGGAUGGGAAAAUCGGAUAAGACUAUGGACUGAUCAGUAUGAAGAAGCUUUCACUAAUCAGUACAGUGCAGAUGUACAGAACGCCCUUGAACAACAUCUACAUUCUAGCAAGGAAUUUGUGGGCAAACCUGCUAUUUUAGACACUAUCAAUAAGACUGAAUUGGCCUGUAAUAAUACAGUAAUUGGUUCCCAAAUGCAGCUACAGUUGGGAAGAGUCACUCGUGUUCAAAAGCACCGGAAGAUCCUGAGGGCUGCAAGAGAUUUGGCUUUGGACACUCUUAUAAUAGAGUAUCGAGGGAAAGUCAUGUUACGACAACAAUUUGAGGUCAAUGGGCAUUUCUUCAAAAAACCAUACCCCUUUGUGCUCUUCUACUCAAAAUUCAAUGGUGUAGAGAUGUGUGUGGAUGCACGUACUUUCGGUAAUGAUGCUCGGUUUAUCAGAAGAUCAUGUACACCAAAUGCAGAGGUUCGACACAUGAUUGCAGAUGGGAUGAUUCACCUGUGUAUCUAUGCUGUGUCUGCCAUCACCAAGGAUGCUGAGGUCACCAUAGCAUUUGAUUAUGAGUACAGUAACUGCAGUAAUUAUAAAGUGGACUGUGCAUGUCACAAGGGGAACCGGAAUUGCCCUAUACAGAAAAGGAAUCCCAAUGCUACAGAACUGCCACUCCCACCUCCUCCAAGCCUACCCAUCAUUGGAGCCGAGACAAGACGGAGAAAAGCACGGCGGAAAGAACUAGAGAUGGAGCAGCAGAAUGAGGCUAUAGAGGAGGAAAGCAACCCACAAGCAGAACAAGUUCCUGAGAAAGUGACUGUAUCCAGUGACCAUGAGGAAAUAGACAAUCCAGAAGAAAAGGCAGAAGAAGAGAAAGAAGAGGUUACAGAUGACCAAGAGAACCCAGCUCAUAGCAGGAGGACCCGGGAAGAUAGGAAGGUUGAAGCCAUCAUGCAUGCUUUUGAAAACUUAGAGAAAAGGAAGAAGCGACGGGAUCAGUCUUUAGAACAAAGCAACUCUGACAUAGAGGUUACUACCACCGCCUCAGAGACACCUGUAGGGGAAGAAACAAAAACUGAAGCCCCUGAAUCUGAAGUUAGCAACUCAGCUUCGAAUGUGGCCAUCCAAAGCACCCCACAGAGUAUUGGGGUGAACACCCGAAGGUCUUCCCAAGCUGGGGAUGUUGCUGCAGAAAAACCAGUCCCCAAACCACCUCCGGCAAAGCCUUCUAGGCCCCGACCGAAGAGUCGAAUUUCUCGGUACCGGACCAGUUCAGCCCAAAGACUAAAGCGUCAGAAGCAGGCCAUUGCACAGCAAGCAGAGUUGUCACAAGCUGCCUUGGAAGAGGGAGGAAAUAACAGCUCAGUAACUCCUACUGAAGCUGGAAGUAUAGACAGUUCAGGAGAAAACAGGCAAUUAACAGGAUCUGACCCAACUGUGGCAUCAGUAGCUGGAUCCCAUGUCAACCGUGCAGCAUCUAAAUACCCCAAAACCAAAAAGUAUCUAGUUACAGAAUGGUUGAAUGACAAAGCAGAGAAGCAAGAAUGCCCUGUUGAGUGCCCUUUACGUAUCACCACGGACCCAACUGUACUGGCAACGACCCUGAACAUGUUACCUGGUCUUAUCCAUUCCCCGUUAAUUUGCACCACCCCCAAACACUACAUUCGCUUUGGCUCACCCUUUGUCCCUGAGAGGCGUCGAAGGCCCCUUCUGCUUGAUGGCACAUUCAGCUCCUGUAAAAAGCGCUGGAUAAAGCAAGCCUUGGAAGAAGGGAUGACUCAAACAUCAUCUGUACCCCAAGAGACUAGAACUCAGCACCUAUACCAAAGCAAUGAGAAUAGUAACUCUUCUAGUAUCUGCAAAGACAAUGCAGACUUGUUGAGCCCAUUAAAGAAAUGGAAGUCUCGCUAUCUGAUGGAGCAGAACGUCACUAAGUUACUUCGGCCUCUAUCUCCAGUCACACCACCCCCUCCCAAUCCAGGCUCAAAGAGCCCUCAGCUGACCACACCUGGCCCAUCUCAUCCAGAAGAAGAAUGUCGAAAUGGAUACAGCCUCAUGUUCUCACCAAUCACGUCUCUUACUACUGCUAGUCGCUGCAAUACUCCUCUGCAGUUUGAGAACAUAUCCUCCCCUGAGAGUUACCCUGCGAAUAGGCCCGAGUCCCUGUCACCCGAGCUUUGCCACCGAAAAGACCUGGACUUGACAAAAGUAGGCUACCUUGACUCCAACACUAACAGCUGUGCUGACAGACCUUCCCUCAUCAACUCGGCUCAUUCUGACCUGACUCCUCAUCCCUCCAUCGGGCCCACCUCUGAGACUGGCUUUCCCAGCAGGAGUGGGGAUGGACAUCAGACCCUCAUGAGAAACUCGGACCAGGCAUUUCGGACAGAGUUUAACUUAAUGUAUGCCUAUUCCCCAUUGAACGCUAUGCCUCGAGCAGAUGGAUUAUAUCGAGGGUCUCCCCUGGUAGGGGAUAGGAAGCCUUUACAUUUGGACGGGGGAUAUUGUUCCCCUGCAGAAGGGUUUCCCAGCAGAUAUGAACAUGGUUUUAUGAAAGAUGUCUCUCGUGGAUCCAUGUCACCUGGUGGUGAAAGGGCUUGUGAAGGAGUCCCAUCUGCCCCCCAGAACCCACCACAGAGGAAAAAGGUAUCCCUGCUGGAGUACCGCAAACGGAAACAGGAAGCCAAGGAGAAUUCUGCUGGUGGGGGAGGUGACUCUGCACAGAGCAAAAGCAAAUCUGCAGGAGCUGGGCAAGGCAGCAGUAACUCACUUUCUGACACUGGUGCCCAUGGUGUGCAGGGAUCCUCAGCCCGAACCCCAUCUUCCCCUCACAAAAAGUUCUCCCCAUCUCAUUCCUCUUUGUCCCAUUUGGAGGCGGUAAGCCCAUCCGAUUCCAGAGGCACUUCAUCUCACUGCAGACCUCAAGAGAAUAUCAGCAGUAGGUGGAUGGUUCCCACAUCAGUAGAACGACUCCGAGAAGGAGGAAGCAUCCCCAAAGUCCUCCGAAGCAGUGUGAGGGUGGCCCAAAAAGGAGAGCCUUCUCCCACGUGGGAGAGUAACAUCACAGAGAAAGACUCAGACCCCGCAGAUGGAGAAGGCCCAGAGACACUGAGCUUAGCACUCUCAAAAGGAGCAGCCGUUUACAGCCCUUCCCGAUACAGCUACCAGCUCCUGCAGUGUGAUAGUCCACGGACAGAAUCACAAAGCCUCCUUCAACAAAGUUCCUCCCCCUUUCGAGGACAUCCAACCCAAUCUCCAGGAUACAGUUACCGAACUACUGCACUGAGACCUGGAAAUCCCCCCUCUCACGGUUCUUCAGAAUCUUCCCUCUCUUCUACGUCCUAUUCCAGCCCCGCCCACCCUGUGUCCACAGACUCAUUGGCUUCAUUUACGGGGACACCAGGGUAUUAUAGCAGCCAGCCACAUUCUGGAAACAGCACGGGCAGCAAUCUUCCAAGGAGGAGCUGCCCUUCUAGCGCUGCUAGCCCUACCCCGCAGGGCCCCUCAGACUCACCGACCUCAGACUCGGUUUCCCAAUCCAGCACAGGAACUCUGAGUUCCACCUCCUUUCCUCAGAACUCUAGGUCGUCAUUGCCAUCAGACUUACGGACUAUCAGUCUGCCCAGUGCUGGGCAGUCCACUGCCUACCAGGCCUCCAGGGUAUCUGCGGUUUCCAAUUCACAGCAUUACCCGCACCGUGGGAGUGGGGGUGUGCACCAGUACCGACUCCAGCCGUUGCAAGGGUCGGGAGUCAAGACUCAGACAGGACUUUCCUAGGGCUUCUGGAUUUGGGCAAACAAAACUGAAUGAGCCCAUAGCUGCUUCCUUCCAGCUGCCUCUGGAACCUAGGCCAAGCAGAUUGCUGGGGAAGGGGGUACAAGGUGCCAGAGGAUUGGGUCUGGUCGACAAGAAACAAGACUUGUGGUCACAGCUGGCUCUGGCCUUGGAGAAAGAUGUAAAUCUUGUCUGAAGCAGAGACUAUAAAGAAGUUUCUCCCUGCUGUUAAGGGUACAUUGUUGACAAGCAAAUGGUGUUUCGGUUAGUAACGGUUCUAAGUGCAAUGAGUUGUGUUGAAGCCUCCGUCUCCCAUCCUUGCCUGUAGCCUGUAGUCACUUGUGCAGUGAGGACAUCUUUUUAAAAUCCAAAAAAAAAAAAAAAAAAAGUUUUCUUUUCAAAGGGAAAAAACAAACAUGAAAACAGCCAAUCUCAAAGCCCCAAGCCAUCUGAGUAGUGUUAGGGUUUUAUGCACUUAAGAAAAAAGGUAGGUAUAUAAAUGUUCACCGUAAGACAACCAUUCCAAAAGCAGAUAUCCAGCUAAGAUGUGUCCACCAAGAAUGUUCCCUACCUUUGUCUUUGAAUCACUGAGAAAUAGGCAGGGAUAGUGAAGCUUGGAAUGUGCUCUGACUAAGGGGUGCCUGGCUCUCUGAAGAAAAGCUUGUGGUCAACUCUUGAUUAUUCAGGAGCAGAUUAACCUAGUAGAUUGUCUGAGCCCCCAUCUGUUACCAUCCCACUCCCCUUCCCCAAGCUAUUUCACAGCUCAGUAACCCUUGAAGUAGGUAGGUAAAGAGUGAGAUGGGCCACUUGCUACUUAACAGCUGUUGGCAAUAAAUUUGAUUAGGAAGGAUCCCAGGUGGUUUGGGAAUUCUUUGAAUUUUAUUUUUUCUACUCCCAAUUAAUCAGGAGUUGAUGAUCCCAUGAGUAGGACCGCCUCCAUGAUUGGGGAGCAUGCACUCGUGACUGCAGGGUAAGAGUGGAAAGAUGUGUGGAGUGGUGCCGACAGGACUGUGAUUGUGUGUGGGCGUGUUCCACAUUUCUUUGGGGGAUGCUUAUUUGAGAGUGGCAUGGGUGAGACAGUGAGAAAGCCACCCACACACCUAACACUGUUCUGGAUGAGAGACAAGAGCAGACUGGCUUCUCCCCAUCAGUGCAUUGUGCCUGUUGUACACCCCUGGAGGAGCCCUGGAGCCAGCCCAGGUGGGGUACACAAUCUUUUUAAAUUCCAUACGGUUGCCAGCUUAUUUCUUUCACUUGUUUACUGUAAUAUCCGGCGUGUUUUUAUUUAUCUAAUUUUGUAUUCAGUUAUAACCAUGGUAGGGGUAGCAGAUCUAUGACAGGUGUAAUCCCUGGUGCUGCAGUGGACCUUACUUCUUUUCUUUUGGACAAGAUAAUACUGUGAGUCUCCCUCCUUCCUUCCC
This is a messenger RNA of Miniopterus natalensis, 9683 nucleotides long. The record is from RefSeq and is a predicted model, not a curated record. NCBI's taxonomy places the organism in Eukaryota, Metazoa, Chordata, Mammalia, Chiroptera, Miniopteridae.